This is a messenger RNA of Gigantopelta aegis, 1164 nucleotides long. Its product is annotated as probable G-protein coupled receptor B0563.6. Gene Ontology annotation, biological process: G protein-coupled receptor signaling pathway. Lineage: Eukaryota; Metazoa; Mollusca; Gastropoda; Neomphalida; Peltospiridae. Bases 1 to 1164 code for a protein of 387 amino acids. The transcript has a single exon. Gene Ontology annotation, molecular function: G protein-coupled receptor activity. The record is from RefSeq and is a predicted model, not a curated record. Gene Ontology annotation, cellular component: plasma membrane.
AUGACUGAAAACCUGUUUAACAACGACACCUUGAUGGAGGAAAGUAUAGAAGAAGAAGUAGAAGACGUAAAUGAAUGGUUUCACUUUCAAAUUCAAGGGAAGAUUUAUAUGACGUUUAUCCUGAUCAUCGCGUCACUGGGAGUUGUGGGUAACGUAAUGUCCUUCAUCCUGAUGUCUGACGCAAAACUCAGAUCACUUGCAUAUUCGGUUUACUUAAGAUGGAUGGCGGUGUCAGACAGCUUGUUACUUAUGAUGGUUACUACUGAGGAUACUUUGGACACAUACAAUUAUCUGCAAAGGUUUUUAGUCUCUCACGUGACUCUCUGUAAGAUGUGGACCUUUUUUCUAGCCAUGACCUACACACUGUCUCCAUGGCUGGUCGUGGCCUUGACCCUCGACCGAUUUGUGUGUGUAGUUUUCCCUCUGUCUCGGCACAGGCUGUGCACAACGUCAAAGGCUUUCAAACUGUGUUUGACCUUGACACUGAUUUCUGCAGCUCUUAACGUUGUCUCUUUGAUUUACCUGGAUAUUGAAGAUGGCGAAUGCAUACCGUCUGAUAACUUGCACCUGUCUCGCUACCUAGUAUUCCAGCAACUGUUUUUGAACUCGAUUCUACCUUGUGUUGCAGUUCUGAUUCUAAACAUAGUCACAGUGAGUCGGAUUCGCCGAAGCGCUUAUUUUCGUCAGCAGUUUAAACGGAGCGGAAGUUCCGAAGCGACGAAAGAAAGACAAGACAAAAUCACGCUUCCGCUGUUACUCGUUUCUAUAUUCGCCUUCGUGACACUUAUUCCACGAGCUGUUACGGAGUUUACCGAAUAUGUGCUCGGUGUUUUGCAAGAACAUGAUGGCAUGACCAUGGAGCUAGCGAAUAAGCUGUGGCCAGUAUUCAACGUAAUUUAUCUCGUCAACUUCGCACAGAACUUUUACAUUCUGAUGGCCAGUUCGUCUGAAUAUCGCCUGAUAUUCAGACAGAAGCUGACUUGUCAUCACAAGGAUAACAGGAACACGUCCUCUGCACAAACACAGUCUUCAAGAAUGUCAUCUGAACUUUCUAAAAUUAGCGUCUUCAAGAUGGCGGAUAGUCGACCUGUGACGUCAGGUGACACCACUCUAUAUUCUAGUUCGUCGAUGAGUUCCUCACCAGUCACAGAGCUUGGCAUUUAA